Cololabis saira (Pacific saury) is the source of this 2667-nucleotide messenger RNA. It is a transcript of the gene tspan4a, whose product is annotated as tetraspanin 4a. Gene Ontology annotation, cellular component: membrane. The transcript is spliced from 7 exons. The coding region runs from base 1271 to 2245 and encodes 324 amino acids. The record is from RefSeq and is a predicted model, not a curated record. NCBI's taxonomy places the organism in Eukaryota, Metazoa, Chordata, Actinopteri, Beloniformes, Belonidae.
CUUUAGGCAGCAAGGCUGGACUCCUGCUCAAACACUGCAGUCUUUCUUUUGCUUCUCUGAGGGAACUCUCUUCCCCUUCUUGCUGUCUGUCUCUCCUUCUCUCGCUGAAUUGCCAUGACCCCAAUGGAUACCUUGAUCUCCUUUCCCACCUAGAGAAGAGGAGAAAAUCGCUGUAGCGGAGGAAGGAGAGACGAGAGGAGGCGACACCGCACCGUACACUUUGCCUCAGUGAUGAGAGUCUGGAAAUUAAUUACCGUCAGCACAGAGGGGGCAGAGUGAGAGGCACAGUAAUAGAAUAAGAGAGAGUUGCAAAGGGUGACUUGCUAGAUGUGUGAAGAAUAGGCUGUGAAGACACGCAGAGUAACCCCUAGACACUUUCCAGAGGCAAAAAGGACAAGUUAGAGAGGAUGCAUGAAGCAAGGAAGAAAUUAGGCAUGGCCAUAUCUCCAGAGGGACGCUAAUUUGAGAAGUCAAAGAAUAGAUCACAAGUUUCAUUCUUUUUUUUCCAUUAUUCUUUCCACUCCUCUCAUCCAUGACACCAUACUCAUCUCUCAUCCCGCUCUCAGUUUUCAUUCUCUCCUUUUGCAUGUCAGCAAAAGCACAUCAGCAGCCUACGACCACACGCUGAACACUCUCACAUAACUGAAACCACAGCAUCGCAUUCUCAGUGGACAUAUCCUCUGUUGUUGAGUAAAAGAAGUUGCUUUGGCCAAACCCAGGGCUGCUGUUACUUGCUGGCCAGGAGCACCUGCUCAGGAACUCCUCGUGAGACCAGGUAGGAUGCUUCUGGAUCAUUUUGCCAACUCUCAGCAGCUGGAGCAGUUGAGCUCAUCAGUUGUUUGUCUGAUUGAAUUGUUAUGAGAUGAAACUGCAAACCAGCUUAUCUCACAGAGCACGACACCUGUGUGAGGGAUUAUACAGAGGGAAUCAGGAAAGUGCAGAUAUAUUAUGUGUAUGGUGGGACUAUGUCCUAAAUACACAGACAUAUACAGGUGUUGUGGCAGGAUUAUGCAAAGUCCCCUGCUGAAUAUAAUAAUGCAAGAUUGAAGUAAAAAAUUGAAUUUGAAUAAUUAGUUAGCACAAUAUCUCCUAGGUAACAAUCACAUCUGCAGUCCCAGGGUUUAUUAGGAACCAAAAUCAUUUUGGAGAUUGAACAAUUCCCCCAGCAGCCCUAAGUGGAUUACCUCCUGGUCCCCUACUGUACUUUACUCAGACGUGAAAAGCACCGAGUGACUAUUAAAGACUUCUGGCGGCUGCCUGAAAUUCCAUAAUGAGACGCUCAAGCACAGACGAGACUCCGUAUCGGCGCAGUCCAUCCCUGGACAGCAAACCCGACACACCACCGUUCACCUCUGGCUUUCACCGCUUCAGUGGAGAGUUUGAGUAUAAGCGGCCACCUUUUGCUUUCGGCUUCCACACAACAAAGGGGCCGCAGAACUCCAAGGGGCGCUACGCCCAGGGGAAGAAGUAUGUGGUGUUUUACCUGGACCUCUCCUUCAUAUUCCUCCUAGAAUUGCGGCGCUGCAGGAUGGCUGAGGGUUGCAUGAUGGCCCUGCGUUAUGGAAUGGUCUUCUUCAACCUCCUUUUCUGGCUGGGAGGAUGUGGCAUCCUGGGGGUGGGGGUUUGGCUCUCAGUGACCCAGGGAAACUUUGCCACCUUAUCAUCAUCCGUCCCCUCUCUGUCAGCAGCGAACCUGCUCAUCACAGUAGGGACCAUCAUUAUGGUGAUUGGCUGCCUGGGAUGUGUGGGAGCUGUCAAAGAAAGCCGCCCGUUGCUGCUCACGUUCUUCAUCCUCCUCCUGCUCAUCUUCUUCCUGGAAAUUCUGUCAAUCACGCUGUUCUUCAUCUACCAAGAUGAGAUUGAUCAAUACGCGCAGAGGGAUCUGAAGAAGGGCCUCCAGCUGUUUGGCACCGAGGGAAACGUGGGUUUGACCAACGCCUGGAUGAUUGUACAAACUGACUUUCGUUGCUGUGGCGUCACCAACCACACAGACUGGUUCGAGGUUUAUAAUGCCACACGCGUGCCAGACUCCUGCUGCCUGGAGUACAGCGACAACUGUGGACUAGACAACCCGGGAACAUGGUGGACAGCACCGUGCUACGAGCGGGUGAAGGAUUGGCUUAAUGAGAACCUGGUGGCGCUCUGGAUCUUCGCUCUAUGCACAGCACUCACUCAGAUCCUGGGUCUUGUCUUCUCUAUGACAAUGUUCUGCCAAGCAGUGAAAGUGGAGACAUUCUACGCCUAGCGACUGACCCCUCUGCCCUCCAGAGUGCUUGGAUUGUUUCUCAUUAGAGAGAGACAUGUAUAGAUCCAUCCUCCCUGUCCUCCUUUUCCUCCAUUGACAAACUCUUGCUUGUCCUCUCUGUGACAUUUGCUCUCAGAUGUCAGUCCAGUUUUUCUGCUCUCAGCCAACGCAGUGUCAGUGUUAUUUCUCACUCAUAUGAUUUGCUCUGUGUUAAUAGCUAAUUUCUGUGAUACAUUUUAUGAAGCAGUAUUAUAAACAUGUAUUGAAAAAAAACAACAACAGUGUAACCCUUUUUUGAUAUGGGCUUUUGUUUUAAAUUAUUUUCAGAUUUUUAUGUGUUUUCAAAGUGGGAGUUACAGUUGAAAAAAGUGUGAGUGCAUGUCUCCUGCAGUGAUGUGUAUUAAAUGUUUUGGCUCGACAAA